AUGGAAGGCAAGAGCAUGGCAGUCUAUGGAGAUUUAUACAAGUUCGCUAACACUUGGGGAUAUUCUCCAUUGCCAAGUCCUCCCUGCCAGAGUACUGUUCCGGCAGUACAAGCUUGCGUCGAGGGCGUUGGUGAAGGCAAUCUCGGUGGUAUCUGUUCUUAUUCUUGUGGGUACGGUGUUUGUCCCCCUUUGGCAUGCAAAUGUUUGGUUAGAGGACCUCAGGUGGCUGCUACACCGAAGACUUCAGGACCUGGGUACGCUCUCCCAGGACUGGACACCAACUUGUACGCGGAACUUUGCGAUUUCACAUGCAGUCGGGGAUACUGCCCUCCAGGAGCGUGUACCCAGACAAACGCUACCGUGGUCUACGUGGAUCCUAUUGUCUGGAACCCCUCGUUUGGCAGCCCGGUCUAUGGCCCUGUCCCAGCCGUCUUGGUGCUUCCCCCUUCCACCUUGCCUUCACCUACCACGAUCAAAUUUCCACUUUUUGUCACAAGCCUUGAGGUAGGAUGGGUAUCAAAUGGCAAAUUUACAGGGACAACGACCACGACAACGCUCUCGAUUCCGGACGUGGUUGUCAGCGUCAUUUCGUUCUGGAAUGUUGUCGUGACUGAAUCUAGACCCGGCUCGGUCUUGUACCCAACGACAAGUAUUCGCCACCUCCAAUCAUCAUCACAAAUGUCUAUCCACCAGGUAUCACCGCACCUCCAGUUACAAGGACUAUCCAUCCACCCCCGUACCCAUGGUCUGCCGGGUCAGCUCCGUCUCCUGGUCAAAGCGGCGGAUAUUUGGGCUAUUUCAGUGUUAAUGGAGGGCGCAUUACAGUCUUGUCUCAAACAUACACAACAUCAAUCCCCGGUGGUAAGAGUAUUACAGUGGGACAAUCCAAGUCUACUGAUUUCUGGUUCAUCUACGGCGGACGCACUUAUCCUGUACCGACUUCCACCCAGAUGA
Molecule: messenger RNA, 954 nt
Organism: Cadophora gregata
Lineage: Eukaryota; Fungi; Ascomycota; Leotiomycetes; Helotiales; Ploettnerulaceae
Exons: 1
Coding region: 1-954 (317 amino acids)
Source: RefSeq, a predicted model, not a curated record